This is a messenger RNA of Sphaerodactylus townsendi, 4732 nucleotides long. It is a transcript of the gene TMUB2, whose product is annotated as transmembrane and ubiquitin like domain containing 2. Gene Ontology annotation, molecular function: protein binding. The record is from RefSeq and is a predicted model, not a curated record. Lineage: Eukaryota; Metazoa; Chordata; Lepidosauria; Squamata; Sphaerodactylidae. The transcript has 4 exons. The coding region runs from base 321 to 1226 and encodes 301 amino acids.
CCCUUCAUCGCGGCAAGCGCUUCUAAGUGACGUUGUAGAGGCGGGCGCUGGUGACGUGACGUUGCCCUCCGAGUGUCGGAAGGAAGAGACAGACAGAGAGAAAAGGGAGGGGGGAAAGGCCAGGUAGAGUUCCAGAAGCAGGAUUGGCAACAUUUCAGAAGGACCUCAGGAUUAUGGCUGGAGCUCCUGGCCAUCAGAGUACUUUUAAAGGUGAAGAGAUUUAUGGGCCUCCCCUCUUCCUCUGAUGCCAUCUGACUGCCUCUCCUUUCCAGACCGGAGGGUCCGCCUUUGCCUUUUGCUUUUCUACCCAAAGCCAAGAGAUGGAGUCCCCUGAAGUGACUCUCAUCGAAGGUGUGGGUGAUGAAGUGACUGUGGUAGCUGGCGUGAUAGUCCUCAUCACAGCACUGGUUCUCUCUUGGCUUUCCACAUACGUUGCAGAUGGUGGCAGUCCUUUUCUGGGAACCGUUGUGGCUGCCAGAGACUCGCCAGUGAUCCACCUGAGCCCUAUAGACCACUAUGUAGGGAAUUCUAUGGUCUCAGAACACUCUGAGCCCCAGGGCACCACGGAAGGUGCUGAAGAGAAGGCUGAAGAGGGCCCUGCCCCUGACUCAGGCCCUGCCGUUGAGCAAGGGGACAGCAACAGUGGCUCUGAUGCUACCCUCGACCGCCUGUUGGACAUUCAAGGCCUUCCCCAAAGGACCUUUUCUAGCGUGGCUGUCUCCCCAGAGCAUCAGAGACUUCCCCAAACAGCACCUCUCCCAGUUGAAAAUGAAUCUAAUUCAGGGCUUAUCAAGGUGCGCCUCAAAUUCCUCAACGAUACAGAGGAGGUGGCUAUGGUGAGGCCGGAGGACACUGUUGGUUCUUUACGAAGCAAAUACUUUCCAGGACAGGAAAACCAGAUGAAGUUUAUCUACCAGGGCCAGCUUCUUCAGGACCAGGCUCGGACGCUCCGCUCCCUCAACAUCCUGGACAACUGCGUCAUCCACUGCCACCUCUCGCAGGCUGCUGUCUCCGCCAUUCCGGACACAGCGGUGGCCCCUUCAGAGGCUGGAGGUGUCGCUUUAAAUAUGGGCAACCUAAUGAUUCCUGUCUUUGUGGUGAUGUUGGCCGUCAUCUGGUAUUUCCGCCUCAACUACCGCCAGCUCUUCACAGCCCCAGCCACCAUCUCCUUAGUAGGGGUAACUGUAUUUUUCAGUUUCCUCGUUUUUGGAAUGUACGGACGGUGAGGAGCGGCACGGUGGGGAAAGGCCUGGGCUGGCACAGACCCUCUCUUUUCAUACUUUUCUCUUGUUUACCCCGCAAGUAAUCAAGCUCUUGGGGAGAGCUCUUAACGCAGAAGUCAACAUUAUUGGAAGGAAGUGGGAGGAAAUAUCCCCACAUGGACUUUUAAAUUUAAAAACCAUGCAAGUUCACUAAAUAUUUUCCAAAGCCACCCAAAUUGGGUAUUUUUGUUUGUGGAAGGCAGGCAAAAGUUGAACAGCCGCUAGGGCAGUCCCUAGUUACUUGCUUUUGGAGUUCUCGCCACCUGCCACAGGUAUUAAACAAUCCCCACAUACUUGAAGCAUUUCCUCUAGGUCUUCAGACUUCUCUGCUGCUGGGGGGAAACGUGGCUUUAUUUCACCGUGUUUUUUUCUCCGCAACCAUGAGGACCAGGAACUUGCCAAGUAUUCCGAAGAGUAUGUAAGAUAGUCUGAGUCAACUGCCACUUACCACUCAUGUAUUUAAAGACCAUCCUUGAGGCUCACACCAGAGGAAAGGACUUCUCGCCUCUUGUUUUGCUGCUGCUUUGGAAAACAUGGAAGAAAUGACCUUGGCUCAUGCUUUUCCGCCGCAACCUACUGUAAACCCCGUUAUGUGAUAGUCACAUAAUGAGACGUCCCUCGUCCUGGCAACAGCCCUGAAAUGCUAAUACCUUUAGCCCUUCCCUGGGGUUGAGCAAACGGUGCCUCCCAAUGUCCUCCCCCCCUGCCCCCGCCUUGGGCUGUUUCGGAACAUGCCUGGCUCACCUUAACUGCAUGGGCUCCAAGCUGAGAACAUCUCUCUCGCUCUUUGUGUGCUGCAGCCCUGUGAAUAGCUGAACGACUUGUGUGCCAUUGCUUCCUGAGGGAGCUCCCAAGAACCCUGCUGACAGUCUGGGCCAUUUGCGUAGUCAUCCGCUCGCUGUAUAGGAGAAUGGUACCAGCUGCGGUUGGGGUCUCCCGUCCGUUCUUUGUAAUCAGGUUGUGUAGCCUGCAGGAGUGGAGGCUGUACUGGACACUUGCUGAUUUCAUCCCCUUUCAGGAGCAACUUUUGGGUGGGAGGCUUGCUAAGUCGCUGAUCCUCUGUAAGAACUGCACCAGCUGGAAUUUGGUUGUAGGCAUUAAAAUAUCACCUUAGACGUCACUGCAGCAUUCGGCAACUCAAAGGCAGAGCUGGGGUUGAGCUUUUUCCAACUUGGUACUUAUAGAAUGAUUGCUUCUUUUUUUAGCACUCACGAGAUGGAACUCCAGAAUAAUCUUAACCCAUUAGCCAGCCCUCUUCUCCUACCCCUUCCCCAAUAUCUCCCCGUGUGGAGGGACUUUUGAACCCCUUGUCUUUUAAUGGCGAGAAGGGGAAGGAAAAGACAUUUAAAUUUCCAGCCCCCAACAUUGAAGAAAGCCCACACUGGAUAGCCGGCAACCACAGCUGGAUGAAAACCAAUGUAUGGUGAUUGGCUGCAGCUUUAAAUUUGAGGCCUUUGUAAGUUUGCAGAACGGAGGCAGUAUGUAAACCUGUAAUUUAAUAUACCAUGUCUGAAAAUUAUUCUUACAGUGACAAUCUAUGCAGAUUAAAUCCCCCCCAGCAGUUAGUUGAAAUUGUCGGUGAGGUGAAGUGGGAAUAAAUGUUGACUCUUAAAAACAGGUUGGCUCUAGUUCUGCAGCAAGUAAAAAUCCCCUCCAAGUCACCAGGCAGGCAUGCUUUUGUGUGCAAAAGAACUGUUUCUUUCCUCCAUCAGCGGACUACAGAUGACUAACAGGCGGUCUGAUUUUUUGUUCCAGCAAGCAUGGUGCAGUCAUUAAGAGUAGCAGACACUAAUCUGGAGAACCAGGUUUGAUUCCCCACUCCUUCACAUGAAGCCUGCUGGGUGACUUUGAGCCAGUCGUAGUUCUCUUAGAACUCUCUCAGCACCACCUACCUCACAAGGUGUCUGUUGUGGGGAGGGGAGAAGUGAUUGUAAGCUGCUUCGAAAUGCCUUACAGUAGAAAAAAAGCAGUAUAAAACACAACUCUUCUUCCAUUGGAUGAGAGGACUAGUAAUAGUUGCACGUUUGCUAAGGUGGGAUGGUGGAUUGGGGUUUCCAUGUUUAGCACAGUUCUGUUCUUUAUGCAUGACAACUGGAAGCAGAGCAAAAAGACAGUCACAAAUGUAUCCUGAGCCCCACACCGUUCCCAUUCACAGAGGCUGCAGCUAUGGCCUUUCCAUCCUACCUUCUGGUCUAGAAGUGUAGUCUUCAGCCCAUGGUUCCUCAGGUGGGCCCUGGCACCCCUUUGAAGUCCCUCCUGGGUGGAGAAGACACCUGUCCCCCUUUGCACGUAAGCUGAGAGGAACAGGACAGUGAGUUGUCACGGAGUAAUUGAGACGAUUCCAACUUGGCUUUGCCCUGCACUGUAGGGCUCACAACUUGGUACUCCGACUUUUUGUAAAAUGUCCCUGGUUUUGUUGGUCUUCUGUCCCUACUUCUGGCCUUAACAAGGGGGAGAACUGCCGCCUUCCUGUCUCAUGACCGUGACCUUGUAUGCUUAUACUUUAGUGGGUCUUGUUUUGGCCAUCUAGGGAUUGAAAGAUGAGGUCCAGACAGAGAAAGACCACUGAUCUGAAAGAUCACAAUUAAAAGUGGCUGGAAUGAUAUGCCCCAAGGAGUGGCAGAAGCAUUAAGAAUCCUGUGCCAAGAACACAAAGUUCUGUGAACUGAUCUGUUACCUAGACUAGAAUUAUGACUGCUUAACUUGUGUGAGCGAGCUCCCUUUUGUGGAGGUGUGUUAAGGAGCUAUUCAGAGCACUGAUGACCUUUGUGCUCACUUACUGGGCACUCUGAACUAUCCAUCGCACGCGGCUGCGAGUUUUCAAGCAGCGCCGCCUGUAUGCUUUUGAAUUGAUAUCAGCCGCUAUGACAGGUGUAUUUUAAUUUUAAAAGAAAGCAUAUUCUCAGGCUACACAGUUUGUCCUGCUAGAGCAAAAACACAAGACCCUGAGCCUUGCACUUCACAGCAUUCUGGACUGGAGCUCUGAUUGAAACUGCAGAAGGCCAGCAGAUAGGGAAGAGGAGUGACUCUUCCGCAAUAGACAUUGCUCAGCCUUAUUUGUGAUUGGAAAACUUAAAACUUUGGGGUGUUCUUGACAUGGAGGCCCCAAGAUUUCUUCUGAACCCUAGAUUCUCUCCUCUACCGCUUCCUGCAAAGAGUGAAACAGCAAUCCACACCCAAUGUACGUACAAAAUGCUUGAGAUUGUCACUGUCCUCUCUUUACCACCCUUUCUAAUAAUGCUACACAGAAGAGCAAAGAGUUACCCCUUUGAUUAAAAAACAAAUGAACUCUGAAGCUUAGAUACCAAGCAGAGUUGCUGUUUAUUUACAGGAGCAUUCCACAAUCCAUGGAUGGGAAGAAAAUUACAGAUUGACAGGGUUUUUUUUUUAAAGCUACCUACCUACCUGUACAGGCUGAGAUUACAUAUGCAAAACGGGAAAAAAAUAAUAAUAAAAAAGUCGAGACCACA